AUGAAGACCGUCCGAUUCAAUCCACGAAAACAAAUGCCAGCAGCCUGCUCAAAGUCCACGAAAACUUGGUCUUGCAAAUGUUGUAAAUGUAAUAACCCUACUGACUGGUCCAAAUGGGAGAGAAUAACCCUGUGUGACUUUCAUAAUAUAAACUUACGUGUCAACGAAUUAUUUCUACGCGCCAUACAAGACGGAAAGACAACAUUCAAAUUUGAGAUCCAUAAGGAAUUUCUUUUUCAUCAAGAUACUGGAGGAGACGUGUUAUUUAAAAGCCUCACAAGAUACCCAAAAGAUUACAUUAACGUUACAUCGUAUCAAGAUGCACCCAUAUAUGUUUAUACAUGGCAUCCAAAAAACAUUGUUUAUGUUAUUCAACAUAUCUUGAUCCGGGCAUUUCCUUUAUACGAACCAAUGAAAGGAGUCUUAGAAGAGCGCCAUGAUUCUUGUAUGAAGAAACUGAGAGGUGGGCUCUCCAACGUUCUCGAUAAGGGAAACGCAAGCAUGAUAUUAUUGGUAUUGAUGUGUGAUUUAGUGAAACAUCGUGAAGUACGGUUGCCUGGCUUCAGAUGGCUAUAUGAAUGUGAAUGGGAGCAAACAAUUGACCAUACCGAUUCCGGAGGGCGGUUGAUAAUGGGCUCUGAUUCCGGUGUAUUUAUCGUAAUCGAAGUGAAAUAUCUCGCCUUUGGUACUGAAAGUGAUACAUGCCUCCGCAAAACGAGACGCCAAAUGAGAACACGAAUGAUCCAAUCCGUAGGCAGAUUUAGGGAAUCACAUGGAAGCCUAAUUACUGCUGUUCUUGGAGCUACUUAUACGAACUAUGAUAAAUAUCCAAUAUUUUACACCAAGGAGGACCAUCAAAUAUUUUUCUCCGUUGGAGAGAUUGAUGGUAGCAACGCAGUUGGAUCCGAAACUUUCUCUCCUAUUAUGCUAGAUCAAUGGAGGGUAAAAUACGAUCCAAUGAAUCGACGCGAUUACAUGAUAAUGGAAGACCUGAGCAAGGAUGAGGAAACGGAACCGCAAGAUAGGAUUUGCUGGCCUCAAAGCCUUGUGAAAGAUGUUGCUUCUCCAUCAUAUAUUCAUGGAAAAGAAUCUGAUAUCUUCAGUGUUGGGGUAAUAUUGUGGGAAAUUUCUAGUGGAGAGACUCCGUGUGGGGGCUAUGAUGAAUAUGAUGUCAUCCUACAGAGAUUAAACGGCUAUCGCGAUCCACUUUUCCUGGUACACCUGAAGA
This is a messenger RNA of Paraglomus occultum, 1228 nucleotides long. The record is from the annotation of a GenBank genome assembly. NCBI's taxonomy places the organism in Eukaryota, Fungi, Glomeromycota, Glomeromycetes, Paraglomerales, Paraglomeraceae.